CUGAGCUUCAAGCCUGCAGUGGGGCGUUCAAAUCUCAGAGAGGGAAGGAAAGCUUUGGCUGAGGGGCUGCGGGCGGAGACCGGAGAGCCGAGUCUAAUGUAGUCCGUCCGGAGAUCGGAACUGCAGGCAGCAAACAUGCACUGGAAUCUCGCUUGUCUCUGAAUCUCCAUGGCAACAGCACAGGCCGCUCAUGUAACCUGUGACCCCAUCAAUUGUCUCUCUGAACUUUACUCUCUGGACUCCGAGCCUAACACUGACUACAACAUGGGCAGCGUGGGUAGCCUAGUGGAGAAACAAGAUUUCUCGCCAGCUACAUUGGGAGGUCUGCGAGGGAUGCGCCAGCCAGAUGGGCUGCUCCGGAAAGGAAUGUCACAGCGUGAAGUCUUUGGCUAUUUACAUGGAGGAAAGAGAGAUGCUCGAGCUGAGAAGAAGCACCAGUCAUCUGGAGGAGGCUAUAAACGGGAUUAUGAGAGUGACCGGGAGAAUCAGUCUCCUGAGCGGUACUUCCGAGACAAUCAACGUGGAGAUUUUUCCAAGAGCUCUCUGCCUGAACGUGGACGCUUUGACAAGUGUCGGAUCAGGCCUUCAGCCUUCAAGGUGAUGUCUGGGAAGAGCUUGUUGUCCAUGCAGGGACUGUCAUCAUCCAAAGGGCAGAAGCUGUCAAAGAGCAAUGGUAGUCUGCAUACACUCUUGACACAGAGCAGCACUGGCAGCUCUUCACAACGUGCUCCCCUGCGCAGCCAUUUGCUGCACACCAUCAGCCUGGAUGAGGGCACCAAUUCCAUCCAAAGUUUUCCCACAUACAACCCUCGCUUCAAACCAGCCCAAAGCCAGUUCAGUGCUUCUGUAGGCCACAUCAAUCACAUCGGUGGUUCCUUAGACAGGGCCUCACGAGGGCCGCGGGAUCCUUUGGCUGUAGAGAAAGCACCAUUGUCUUGCAAGAGCUUGAGUCGGCUGCAGAGUUCUGGGGAACCACCCCCUCCUUAUGAGCCCACAUACUCUCUGGAAGAUGUGGUAAAGCAGCUUGAGGACCGGCUGAGUGAAAAGGGCAUGGAGCUCCGCCAGCUUACAAGGAACUUAAAUGUGACUGAUGACCCCUUCGCACAGAUGUUUGAAGACAAACAGCGGUUGUGGAUGGAGGAGCUGGAGGAGCUGAAGCAGAUGUAUGUGGCCAAGUUGCAGCAAGUAACACAGCAGGCCCAGCGCAGCCAGCGGGCACUUCAGCUGCAGCUCUAUAAGGCGCAUCAGGAAAAGAAACGGCUGCAAGAAGAGCUCGAGCUUCAACAGAACCAGUGUGAAGAGCUGAGGCAACGGCGGCAGCAGGCAGAGCGCCUCAGUCCCAAGUUGGAGGAGACUAAGUGGGAGGUUUGUCAGAAGACUGCAGAAAUUUCGUUGCUCAAACAGCAAAUCCGAGAUACCCAGGAAGAGAUGAGCCAGAAACUGGGUGAGAUCUUCAGCUUGAAGUCCCAGCUGCGGGAUGCCCGAACAGAGUUGCAAGUCAAGGACUCACAACUGGUGCAUUUGGGGGACUCUUUCCAAGCCUUGCCAGAGCAUGGCUCCCCACUUCCUCCAAGGGACUCCACAAUGCAAGCAUGCCAGGACUUUUUGGGAUGUGAAACGGAUGACUCCAAAUGCCGGGGAAUGCAAGGGGAGAGUGUAGAAGGCCCAGACUGGCUAUGGGCAGAGCUACUGCGGGAGAGGCACCAGGCUCAGCUGCAGGCUGCAAACUUUGAGCAGGAGAGAAAAACCUGGCAACAGGAGAAGGAGAAAGUCUUACGCUAUCAGCGGGAGAUUCAGGCCAGCUACAUGGAGAUGUAUCACCGGAACCAAGCCCUGGAGAGGCAGCUCAAUGAAUUACGGCAGCUGCAGGUUGAACCCAGAGAUAUCAACUCAGAAUCACCUUGGAUUGAGAGAGUUGAGUCCUCAAAGAUUUGAACAAACUUUAUGAGAGAGGUCCUAUGCUGGGACAGCAAAUGGUCAGAGAGGCUACACUGCAUCAUGUGUCCGUAGGAUCUGGUCAAAGAAGGGGUUAAACUAAGGGGCUUAUCAGCCUGGCCCAGAAAUUUACUCCUGUAACAAACAUGGAAACUUGCCUUUGUUUUUGUAACUAUUAGCACUGUGGCUUUUGCAGACUGUUGCCGUCCAUGGAGAAAAUUCCCAGCAUUACCUCUGGUAAUGUAGGCUGUUGCUACCUGUCUUGGAGGGCAGGAUGCUUUCCUGCUGUGUCUUCUGUUGUGCUCACAUUGGCAGUAACUGUCAGGAUGAAAGAUUUGUUACUGUGGAGCAUGCAUGGCUAAGACCGAGAGCUAUGGUCAUUGUUGAUAACACCUGAUGAGGAAAACCAAUGAGGAAUGUGUAUCUGGUUGUACCAUCCUGCCCCUUCACAGCUUGACAUUUGUACUAAGUAGGAAAGAUUGAUUACCUACCUUGGCAUAAGCCCUGCUCUAUAGGAUUUUACUUCUUUCUAUCUGGCUUAUCUUCAUGCCUGGUUUUGAAGCUCCAAAUGUGACCUGAUAGUGUGUGCCUUGUAUUGUAAAUGACCAAGAAGAUCUUUGUGUGUUUUUAUCUAGAAUGUGUGAGAAACUCAAGCAUAAGAAUUGGCUUUUUAGGUCUCUAAGACAAAAAGCUCAGUGAAGGCCAACCUUUUGGGCUUAACCACCAAAAGGCCAUGGGUCAAUGCCAUGAGGGCUUGGGCUAGUUUCUCCACAGGCCAUGAAAGAGUGGGGAUAGGGGCUGUGGGCACCUUCUGUUUCGUUGCUGCUUGGUGCCCCAGUUCUGGAUUUUUGAAGGUUCUAGCCAGAGUUAUAAGGUAGAAGCUCUGCCUGGCAACUUCUGGAAUAAAAAUCUGUCUGACA
Eublepharis macularius is the source of this 2855-nucleotide messenger RNA. RefSeq names its product NEDD4 binding protein 3 (gene N4BP3). Gene Ontology annotation, cellular component: cytoplasmic vesicle. The record is from RefSeq and is a predicted model, not a curated record. NCBI's taxonomy places the organism in Eukaryota, Metazoa, Chordata, Lepidosauria, Squamata, Eublepharidae. Bases 169 to 1935 code for a protein of 588 amino acids. The transcript is spliced from 5 exons.